UGUUUUACAAUGCAACGCUAAUAAAUGUUACCAACACCAAGGGAAAACAGUUAGCAAAUUUACAGAGGAGGCGAACAAUUCAUAAAAGGAAACGAUUUACAAGUUAGGAAGGCACAAAAGACAAAGGAUUACAAUUUGGAAGCCAUGUAUAAAUGUUAUUAAUUUACAUCAAAGAUAACCCAUAUAUCAAAAUUCCUAAGAGAGCUUAUCAAAUUGCAAUAGUAAUAAAUCUAGUUCCAAAAAUUCAAUUGGCUUUGAUUAGUAACUCAAUUAUAUGGAAGAGUAAUAAUGGAAAUCUUCUCACUAUCACACAAAUACUGCACCAGUCCAUUUGUAUUAAAAUAUUAGCGAGAAUGAUGCAGCCUUUUUGAUAAAGGAUUAGGAUACAGGUAGCUAAAAUUUUAGAUCAUAGGGAAUGUUUAUGAUAUUAGAAAUGCUGAGAAAAUCCCAGUUAACAGAGAGUACAUGACAAAAUUGAAGAAGAGACACAAAUCAGCAUGGUAAGGCUGGUGGUAAUAGAAAAAAGAGAACAAUUAAAGUUUAUUAAAUUAUGUUAAAUCAAAUAAUAUAAAAGAAGUAGAGAAACUUUUAGAAAUUGCAUCCAAGGAUUUGAAGCCUGAAAUUAACAUAAGAGAUGACUCUGGUAUUAAAUAUCAUUAAAUUUAAAGGAUUGAUCCCAUUACAUUACAGUUGCAUGAAUCAGAAUUACGAAUUAGCAUUAUUACUUUUAAAAAAUGAGGCUGAUUGUGACUUAACAAACUCCUAAGGAUAAACGGCAUUAAGUAUUUGCGCUUAAAAAGGAUGUGAAUAUAUCCUCUCAUUAUUAUUGACAAUAGGUGCUGAUAUUAACCACAUCGAUAAUCUUUAAAAUACUCCGUUGCAUUAUGCUUGCUAUUUUUGUAAAUUACUCAUUUAAACUUAGAACACAAGAGAGUUACUGAGAUUUUAUUGGCUAGACCUUCAAUAAUGAUAAAUAUUAGAAAUCUAGAUGGCAAGACGCCUUAUGAUUUAGUCCAACAUUGUCCAAUUCUCAAAACACUGUUUGAUAAACACUUGAAGGUAGUGAAUCAACUUAAUUAAGAUGAAAUAAGAUUCUUUUAACUAAUGUUAAAGAGUUAGAAUCUUUGAAGAGACUACUGAAAGAGUAAUCACUUCUCCUAAUAGCAAAUAAUAAACUAAUGCUUAUCAAAUGUUAAGUCGCUGUUAGUCUCCUUAAAAAAUAGAAUAUAUGAAUUCACAUUCAAAUAGAUCAACAGCAUACAUACAUCCUGCAUAAGAUUAUACUGAAGUAAUUGGACCAUCUUCAAUUAGAAUAAUAUUACAAAUAGGUAAAGGUUCAUUUGGGGAUGUUUAUUUGGUUGAAAAGAGAAUCACUGGUAGACCUAAUCAAGGACCAAAAUUAGCUAUGAAGGUUUUGCCAAAGAACAAAUUCCUUGGAUAAAAUUUAUUAAGAUAUGCAUUAACCGAAAGGAAUAUUCUGUCUUAUUUAAAUCAUCCAUUUAUUGUUAAAUUAAGAUAUGCAUUUUAAACUAAUACUCAUUUAUGUUUACUAAUGGACUUUUGUCCUGGUGGUGAUCUGUCUAAAUUAAUUCAAAGACAAUAAAGAUUGUCAGAAUAGUAAGCCAAAUUGUACUUUGCUGAAAUAUUGACUGCUUUAGAACAUUUACAUUCUAACGACAUAAUCUACAGAGAUUUGAAACCUGAGAAUAUUGUUAUUGAUUAAUUUGGACAUGCAAUGCUAACUGAUUUUGGAUUAUCUAAAGAAGGGAUACAUGACAAUUAUGGAGCCAAGAGCUUUUGCGGCUCUAUGGCAUAUCUAGCACCAGAAAUGCUUAAAAGAGUAGGUCAUGGAAGGGCUGUCGAUUGGUAUCAUAUGGGUAUUCAAUUAAAUUUAUUAUAAGGGAUCUUAUUAUAUGAAAUGAUUACUGGUCGACCACCAUAUUUCUCAGCCAAUAGAGAUGAAAUGAUGAACAAUAUUGAAUAGAAUAAUAUUCAAUUUCCAGAUACAAUUACCAAAGAAUGCAAAUCUAUUAUUUAAUCUCUAUUGAUCAAAAAUCCUAUGUAGAGAUUAGGUGCCUCAUAAAGAGAUGCUGAUGAAAUUAAGGAUCAUCCCUUUUUAAAAUAAAUAAACUGGAAGGAUUUAUUGAAUAGGUACUCUUUAUGUAUUAACUUAGAAAAUACAAACCACCAAUCCCAGUGAUAAAUGAAGAAAUACUUAAUUAAAAAUUUGAUAUACCUUUUGAUUUUAUACUUUCUGCAGAUAAAUCGAGUGCAAUAAAUUACAUUAAUGGGUGGUCAUUUGUUAAUAAUGAUUUUGUGCAGUUUUGA
Messenger RNA from Paramecium octaurelia, 2328 nucleotides. The record is from the annotation of a GenBank genome assembly. NCBI's taxonomy places the organism in Eukaryota, Ciliophora, Oligohymenophorea, Peniculida, Parameciidae.